Messenger RNA from Tetrahymena thermophila SB210, 2151 nucleotides. RefSeq names its product bardet-biedl syndrome protein, putative. Gene Ontology annotation, molecular function: protein binding. The transcript is spliced from 7 exons. Lineage: Eukaryota; Ciliophora; Oligohymenophorea; Hymenostomatida; Tetrahymenidae. Gene Ontology annotation, biological process: non-motile cilium assembly. The record is from RefSeq and is a predicted model, not a curated record. Gene Ontology annotation, cellular component: ciliary basal body; BBSome; membrane.
AUGUUUACAUAGGCUUUUAGCUUCAAUUUGUAAAAUCCUGUCUAAGAAUAGUUAGCAACAAUAGUCAGGUUGGAUGGUGUUACUCCUACAUUGGCAUGCGUUUCAGUAGGUGGAAAAGUGUUUUUGUAUACGCCAUAAGGUGUUUCAGAUGAUAAUAAAGAUUAGCAAGUUUAGUUUUUAAAUUUGAAUAAGAAUAUCAAAUCGAUAGUUAGUUCUAGAUUCCAUGGUGAAAAUGAAAAGGAAGAAUUAUUGCUUGGUUCUUAAAAUACUUUAAUAGCUUAUGAUGUUAUAUAAAAUAGCGAAAGAUUCUACAAAGAUAUUGAAGAUGGUAUUAAUGUUGUCGCAUUUACUUCCGAAAUGUCAGGUAAUGAAAAAUCGUUGGCGAUGAUAGGAGGUAAUUGCAGUAUUUUAGGUUUCACUGAAGAUGGCGAAGAAGGAUAUUGGAAUGUAGCAAGUGAUGUUGUAACUUCAAUCGGAUUUUCAGAUGUUGAUGGUGAUGGAAAAUUAGAGUUAAUAGUAGGUUCUGCAGAUAAUUAAAUUAGAGUAUUUAAAGGAGAAGAAAUCUUAUUUGAAUUUUAAGAGGCUGCAAAGCCAAUAAUCAUUUCAAGAAUGAAUAAAACUCGUUUUGCUUUUGGUUUGGAAAACGGUAUGGUAGGAAUAUAUGCUAAAAAAACAAGAAAGUGGCGUGCAAAAAGUUCUUUAAAACCAAUAGCUGUCUAGUUAUCUGAUUUUGGAAAUUUGAAAGAAGGAUAUCGUCCUUUGGUUGUAGGAAGAUCUAAUGGCCAAAUAGAAAUUAGGCACGAUGGUACUGGUGAGACUUUACACAAGUUACAACUUGGAGGACCCAUUUCAAAAAUUAUUAGAGACGAUUUAAGAUAAGAUGGUACUAAAUAAAUAAUAUGUAUUUUAGCAGAUGGUCAAGUAAAAGGUUAUAUAAUUACUCCAAGAUAAGAUAUCCAAUCUGAGAAUGCAACAGUUGAGUAAAAAACUGAUUUGCACAUUGAAUUAGAAGAGCUGACUAAAAAGAAAGAAAUGCUUGUCCAGAAAGUUAACUCUCUUAAGGAAUCUUUAAAAGAAAAACAAUAAAAUUCUGAUUCGACAUUAUUACCUCAAGGAACAUAGUUAGCUAAUAUAUUUAAGAUCAACCCAAAAAAUAAACAGGUUGAAUUGGUGGUUUAAUGCACAAAGGGACUUUACAUUAAGAAUGCUAUAUUGUUUUGUGAUAAAUUAUUUGACGGAAGAGAGAGUUUCUUUUACUGUCCUUAGAAAAUUAAAAAUACCAUAAAUAUUCCUCUCAAUGUGAAGAAAAAUGUUAGUGAAAAGAUUGCUGUAAAAUGUAUGGUCGGAACAAAUAUCUAAAGCAACACCUUUUAAGUGUUCAGCUUUAGCUGUGUUCUUCCCAGAUUUUCAAGAUAUCUUUAUUUAGAAAGCUUUGAAAAGCAUAAUUUAGAUGAACCUUAGUCAUUUGUUACUAUGCAAAUUAAUGAAAGAAUUCCUCGUUUUGUUAAAUGGAUGCAAUAGAGUUUUAUUUUUGAUGAUAAAAUCGCAGAAGCUUUGGAGCAGAACUAGUCAGAAAUGACUGCAAAAUUCGUUAAUAUAUACACAAAUGAAACUAUAGAAAUUAUUGUUAAUCAAGUGAGAGCAACUGUAUAAAUUAAAUGCGAUGAUAUAGAAGUAGCUGGAGACUUGAUCUAAGAUAUGUGCUAAUACAACAAUAUUACAGAACUGGAGUCACAGGGACAAUUCCCAAAAGAAAUGGAAAAAUUUAAAGAAGUCUUGCAUAAAGUGGAAUAAUACAGCUCUGCAAGGAUGAAUAUUACAGCAGAUAUAGCAGAUUCAGUUUAAAUGGUAAAAACAUUUAUAGUUAAAGCGGAGGAUGCUAGAAUUUUGGGUGACAUGAAAUUCAUGAAAAAAUACUACACUGAUGUAAUGGUGCAAAAUAAAAAUUUGAUGACAGAGCUACUCAAGCGCAAGACCAACAACGAUAUUUUGAUGUCCUCACUUAAAGAAGUGAAUUCAAUGAUUAGCAAGGCUUCUAAUCUGAGAAUUGGGUAAUUUAAAGCAAAGGUAACUACUUUGUGUAGGACAGCCGUCAAAAAUAAAGAUCUAUUUUCACUGAUAAGGAUAAUAGAAAACGGCUCAGAGCACUGA